AUGUCAAUUCCGAAUAUUGCAACUAGAAUCCACUUGAAGACCGCACCAACAACCGAUGUUAAUCUUAACUUCGGUGAAGAAGAUUCUACCUUUGAAAUCAAACAAGUUCCAGUAUCGGCCGAUUUAAAAAGUGGUGAAAUAUUAGUUAAAACCUUAUAUCUUUCAAAUGACCCUACACAGCGUACUUGGAUUCAAAAAGGUCUGAAUCCAGCAAGGGCAUAUAUCCCCCCAAUUUUAGAAGGUGACAUUAUGCUAGCUGCUGGUAUCGGCGAGAUUGUAAAGAGUAAUUCGGAAAAAUACAAGGUUGGUGACAUUAUCACCAGUAGAAUGCAAUGGGCUGAUUACAUUGUGUUGAAUGAAGCCCAGGUAAAUGCAGUUAUUGAUCCCAGUGCUGGAUUCCCCUUACCUUAUUAUUUAUCUGUUUUUGGUCUUACCUCUUUGACAGCAUUAUUUGGCUGGACUGAAGCCGGGAAACUCAAACGUCUUUUAGAGAAUCCUGAAGAAGGUAAGAAUCUUACUGUUUGUGUUUCCGCUGCAUCUGGUGCAACUGGAUCCAUGGCAAUUCAAAUUGCUAAACAUAUCUUGGGCAUUGGAAAAGUUAUUGGUAUUACUGGGUCAGAUGAAAAAUGUAAGCUUGUUGAAGGAAUCGGUGCUGAUUUAUGUGUUAAUUUCAAUGAUCCAGAGUACAAGACUAAAAUCUCAGAAUACGUUGGUAAUGAAUUUAUUGAUGUUUAUUUCGACAAUGUUGGUGGAGAAAUAUUAAGUUUUCUCUUAACUAAGAUUAAGAAAUUUGGAAGAAUUGUUGCAUGUGGAGCAAUCUCUGGUUAUCAAAAUAGAGAACUUUCGAAAGUUACAAACUGGAAUGAAAUCAUUACCAGUAGUUUAACGGUAGAAGGUUUUAUUGUUUUAAACUAUAGAAAUAAAUUCCCAGAAGGUAUCAAAACACUUGUUGGUGCAAUUCAAUCCGGUAAAAUUAAGGCUAAAGGUUCUUAUAAUGUUGAGGAAUUGACUGGAGAUGAUCCAAUUGAACGUUUACAACAGAUUCCUCAAAUUUGGAAAACUUUGUUUACUGGUAAACCAGCUGGUAAGUUACUUACAAAGGUUGCCUAA
Molecule: messenger RNA, 1110 nt
Organism: Hemisphaericaspora subhashii
Lineage: Eukaryota; Fungi; Ascomycota; Pichiomycetes; Serinales; Debaryomycetaceae
Exons: 1
Coding region: 1-1110 (369 amino acids)
Molecular function (GO): oxidoreductase activity, acting on the CH-CH group of donors, NAD or NADP as acceptor
Source: RefSeq, a predicted model, not a curated record